AUGGAAUUGUGUGAUCAAAUUGAUCCGAAUAUGAGCGAUAAAACAAAAUUAACGCUGCUUAUUCCUACCUUAAGACCAAGUUUAAGGAAGAAAAUAUUGGAGAAAAAUCCAAAAACAUCAGAAGAAUUCCUUAAAAUUGCAGAAGAAGCUGAAGCUAUCCAAAAACAUCUGAGUAGUGAAUUAGAUCAGAAUGAAUUUUCAGAUGGUAUAUUACAUAUCAAUCAACGACCUUCGUAUUCAUUUCAAUCUGGAACAUAUGUUAAUCCAAAUCGUCGCAAAUUGAAUCAACAAUAUUCGAAUCAACCGACUUCCUCAUCAGUCCAAGCAUCGUCUUGUGAUCGAUCAACUGAACAACAAGUAGAAAAAUUAUCUUUAAUGGAUCCACCGACAAUUACAUUAAACCAGACAAUAUCAGCACCUCCGCAAAAAAACAAAUACGAAUACUACUCCCUUCUCAUAUCCAAUAAAACAACAACCAUCAAACAAUAG
This is a messenger RNA of Didymodactylos carnosus, 489 nucleotides long. NCBI's taxonomy places the organism in Eukaryota, Metazoa, Rotifera, Eurotatoria, Philodinida, Philodinidae. The record is from the annotation of a GenBank genome assembly.